UAUGUUUUAAGUAUAUUACUAAAACACAUGAUGAAUUUUAUUUCCAGAGAUUUCUUAUUUAAUGCGAUUGAGACACUUCCUUGUGUGAGGAAGAAGGCUAAUUGGGCAUUAAAUUGGAUCAAUCACGAGAGUGCUACGUUUCCCGAACGUGUAGUCGCAUUUGCGGCGGUUGAGGGUAUCUUCUUCAGUGGCAGUUUCGCAGCCAUUUUUUGGCUAAAGAAACGAGGAGUCAUGCCAGGUCUCACCUUCAGCAACGAACUUAUCUCGCGAGACGAAGGAUUACACUGCGAUUUCGCCUGUUUAAUGUUUAAACACAUCGUACAAAAGCCAUCGUUUGAGCGUGUGAAAUCAAUUGUAAUGGACGCCGUAGAAAUUGAAAAGGAAUUUUUGACGCAAGCGUUGCCGGUUGAACUAAUAGGAAUGAAUCGCACAUUCAUGUGUAACUACAUCGAAUUUGUUGCGGACAGAUUAUUCGUUGCAUUAGGAUUUGAAAAGGUUUACAAUUCGGAGAAUCCGUUCUCUUUCAUGGAUUUCAUCUCUAUGAUGGGUAAGACAAAUUUCUUUGAGAAAAAAGUAGGUGAGUACAAGAAGUUCGGAGUCAUGGAGGAAGAUUCUAAAAAGAAGAGCACGUUAGGUGUGAUGUUUGGUGCAAAGUUUUAAGGUAAAAAGUUUGAAUAUACAAAUAAUAUAAAACGAACAAAAAAUGUACUCCUCGAGGGAGAAAAAAGAUAUAUUUGGUAAUUCCGCGACUUUGAAAUAAUUUUAUAAUAAUGAUAAACUUUAAG
Acromyrmex echinatior (Panamanian leafcutter ant) is the source of this 785-nucleotide messenger RNA. RefSeq names its product ribonucleoside-diphosphate reductase subunit M2 (gene RnrS). Gene Ontology annotation, cellular component: cytosol. The record is from RefSeq and is a predicted model, not a curated record. Lineage: Eukaryota; Metazoa; Arthropoda; Insecta; Hymenoptera; Formicidae. Gene Ontology annotation, molecular function: ribonucleoside-diphosphate reductase activity, thioredoxin disulfide as acceptor. Gene Ontology annotation, biological process: deoxyribonucleotide biosynthetic process.